CAUUUUGUUUUGCUAAUUUUUCAUAAGUUUUUAUUAAUUUUGAUGAGUGAAUUUUUAUCGAAUUAUGUGUUAUACAUACAUCCCUUAGGAUACUGCCUCAUACACUAAAAAAAAUGUGUGAAUGUGAGACAUGUAUAGAGUUUUCAAAGCUACUGAAACCUUAUAGAGAUGCAAGUGCAAAGAAUGACUUUAGUUGUGUAAUUCUAUCAAAGUCUGAAGUGAAUCAAUUGGUUGUUUUUGUUCAGGCUUUUAUGCAAAGACAAUGUCUUGGAGGAUUUCAAGAUAGAAAAAACUAUGAACAGUUUCAGUGGAUUACACAAUGUUUUGUUUUGUUAAUGACUAAUUUGUUAAAAUCUUUUAAAGGACAAGAUAAUAUUAUCUACCCAGCUCGUGACGAUGAUGAUGCUGAGAGUAGUCGAAAAUGGGAAAAUUUAUUAGCGAAUUUCAAAGACGAAGAGUUGCAAUGGACAUUAGCAGAAAUGGAAAAACCAUUACAUCUCAUGACAAAAGUAUUUUUGAUGAAUUUUCCAUUAUAUGUGGCUGUAAAACAAUACCCACAUUACAAGACAGAAGAAGUAACUCAACAAGAAGUUUCAGCGAUGAAUCAUUAUUGCGAUGUUCAAGAAAUCGAUAUGCCAUUAUUACUUUUAAGAACUGUCAAUAUGUUUUGCCGGGUUGGUGGUUUGGAAGCAAUUAUGUCUUGUUUUGAUUAUGAAUCAUUGCCAUUAUCUAUUGCUAAUCCAAUUGUUAUACUUGCUUGUAAUGUAAAACUGUGGCUAAAUUAUCACACAAAUGUUCAUGUUUUUGUUCCACUGAGGUCAAAAGUUCUAAGAUUUAUGUGUAACUUAUCUGAUAAAGAAUUAAGAACUCCUGCAGCUAAAACUAUGGCUGAUUUUAUGUGGAGUUCAAACAAGGAUGGUCAUACUUCUAAUUUAGAUAAAGAUGGUCUUGAAUUAGCAUUUAAGUAUUUUACAUCCCCAACAUUAACAAUGAGGCUAGCAGGAAUAUCUCAAAUUAAUAGCCAUAUAGGAUCCUUAAAUGAACUUGUUCAUGUAACAGCAGCAACAUUAUCAACAUCAUCACAAUCCAAUGAUAUGGUGACUAUCGAACAGAUUGGACAUAAUUUAGCAUCUUGGCUUGUACAUCGAAAAAUUAUAUCUCAUGUGUUUGGUCCAAAUUUACAUGUUGAAGUAAUUAAACAGUGUAGUAUUACACUUAACUUUUUAGCAUCAGAAGGUAAGAUUACUAAUGAACAUAUUGAUACUAUAUGGCAAGCAGCACAGUUAAAACAUUGUAGCAAACAAGUUUUUGAUUUAUUACCGGGUUUUAUCAAACACUUAGAACCUGCUCCUGUUUUACAUUUAUAUCAUUUACUAAGAAAACUAGAACCAAAAGAGCACACUGAACAAAGCUUAUUUUUAGCAUCAGCUCUUACCAAAUUCAUUUGGUCAAGUAUGGCAACUACAGCACGAACUCAUGAAUUUUCUAUUCCAAAAUUGUCAAGAAUUGUAAGUAUACGUGAUGGCCGUAGAAUAGUUCGUUCAAAUGAUAUGAGUACAUCAGAAAAUAGUGCUAGCCUCAAUAGCAAUUCCGAGGGUGAAUCAAGUGAUGAACGAAGUGAUAUGAGUGAUGGUCCGACUCCUAGAAAAAAACCUAAAAAAGAAAACAUUUUUGCUUAUUCCGAUAAUGAAUCAUUAGUUCUAGAAGGAGCAAAAAUUGAAGAAUUAGAUGACGAUUUUGAUAUUAAUGAAAAAGAUAUUAUUAGACCAUCAAAACCAUUAGGUAUGUGCAAAAUAAGGCAUUGUGUUAGGAAGAAAGCAAUUAGGGAUACAAGAAUGCGAGUUAUGAAACCAUGUAACUCUAGUGAUGAAGAUUCAGAUAAAGUUCAAAUAAAUCAUUGUAAACUAGUAAAGGGAACCAAACUUCAAAAACCAAGAGGAAAAAUUAAUAACCACAAAAAAAUACGAAAUCUUAAAAUGAGGUGCAUUAGAACUGAUUGUACUGAAGAUGAUUCUGAGUCUGAUGGUGAAGAAGAUGAUGACGAGGAAGAUGAAGAUGAGGAUGAAGAUAUUGAAGAUGAAGAUAGUGAAUCAAUGGAAGCUAUGGAAAUUGGUAUAUCACCCAUUGAUACUACUUCAGAUCAGCAGGUACCAUCUACACUUAUGAAUAGACAAAUGCUAGAAGAUUAUAGUGGAGAUGAGAACAGUAUGUCAUCUCGUAUGUCAAAUAAAUCUGAUAAAAAUAUGGCUGAUUUUGAUGGAGAAGAUUCAGGAUGUGAUGAGGAAUUGUUGCAACUUGCGGCACGUGCUCAGACUCAUUUAUCAACACAACAGUUAAACCAUAUGGCAUUCCAUUCUAAUUUUCAUACCAGUAAAAAUGUGCAUCCUUGUACUCAAAAUAUAACUACAACAAUAUCUAACCAGUUCAAUAUAGAAAAUGUUUGUAAACCUGGUUCAACAUUAUUGUGGGAUUUACUUCAAGAUGAUACUAUUACACUCUUAGGUGAAUCAUUAGCUUUGGAAGCAGAAAAAGCAUUGUUUAAUUUAGUAUGCUUUAAUACUGAUCGUGCUAUCAGAAUGAAAUUCAUUGAAGGUUGUUUAGAAAAUAUACAAAAAAAUAAAUCUGUAGUUAUUUCACUAAGAUUAUUACCAAAGUUAUUUGCAUCGUUUCAUCAAUUUCGAGGAGCUUCAUUAGCCAACCUUAAUGUUGGAAUGGAUACUCGUCAAGUGACUCUUUGGGCUGUUAAACAUCAUAGUAUGAUUGAUAGAGUAUUUAGCAAUUUUCGAGAAUACUGUAAACAACAUGCCGAUAAUUUGUUUGAAGAUUCAGGAUUUUACUCCCACCAAAUUCAUAUAGAAGCUAGAUUACAAUUUUUGACUCAUAUUUAUUCUUCAAUUGGACUUCCAGAUACUAUUAAGUUAACUAUUGAUGAACUGGAUACAUUAUGGAAUUGUUUGGUAUCUGAUGAAGUUUGUCGAGAUGAAUUAUUUAAUUGGUUAUUACGUCAGGUCCGUUGUCGUGAACAACAUACAUUUAAUGUUGAAACAUUGACACAUUUGUACUGUGAAAAAUUGUUAUCAUUAGCUCCGGAAAGUUAUACUAUGACUGCUCUUAGUUUAUUUACCCAGCUUUGUAAUAUGGCUCAACAACAAGUAUCUAGUGAUUAUUUACUGUUAGCAAGAAAUGGCCAUGCAGCUGCAAUGGAACACUUAUCUAGAAUUGCAUUAAAAGCAUCAAAUAAUGAUGUUAGCAUGGCUGCAAUACAGUAUAUAAAUAAUUAUUAUAUGAUGAAUUUACAACUUGAAAAAGAAGACAAGUUUAUAAGUGAGUGUGUAUCAAAUUUGUCAGUAGCUGCCGAUACUUUGAAUGAUAAAGAAGAAUCCAGUCUUCUUUAUAUACAACGAGCUCUGUUACUAUUAAAAACUCAUUUAGAAACAUUUAAGAGAAAGUAUGCUUAUCAUUUAAGAAAAUGGACCUUAGAAGGGCAUGGUAUUAUGAGUCAUGUAAUUCAAAAUGAUAAAAACGCAGCAACAAUCAGAUUAAAUAUCAGUCCUGCCAUGUUAGAUGAAAAGUUAACUCUUGAUAUGCCUAGUACAGAUUACAUAGCUGAUAUGAGAGCUGAAAUAGCUCAUUGGUGGGAAAGUCAAAAUGAUAAUUUAGCUGUUCAAAAAUUACCUACAGAUGGUAAUAUACGCAUGAUUGCAUUAGGCCAAGAAAUAACAUCAGAUUUUGAUGAAAAAACUAUUCAAGAAACUGGAUUAAAAGAUAACCAAAUAAUAUACUUAUCAUUAAGUACUACUCGUAAGAAGAAACUCGGUGACCAAGAUUUACCAGGAUCUGCACAAUUUGUACCAACCAAAGAAAGUUCUCCAACAUUAUUGCUUUUACGACCUAAAAACUUUGAAGUAUUGUUUGAUCUCAUGCAUACUCUUGGAUCAAUGAAAACAAUUGACGAAGAAGAAAAUGAAUUACUACAUGGAAAAGCUCAAGUUUUAUCAAGAAGUGUUUGGGAUAUUUUGACUAUGCUUCCAACUAGUCCCUCAAUGUUAGAGUGUUUCAAACACUUUCCAACUCAUGAAUCAAAAGAUAAAUGUCAAGUUUGGUUAAAAAAAGAUUUAGAUCCAUCAAAUUUACAAAAAUUAAUGUAUUCAUUAUACAUUGUUGAAUCAUUAGUUGAGGUAGGUGUAGAGAAAAAUUCAGAUGAAGAUGAAAUAUUGCUAGAGGUAUCAACUAAUGGAUUAUCAAGUUCUUGGGGAGAAUAUUUCAUUGAAAAGGGUGGUUUAGAACAUCUUUUUACUAUUUUGCUGUCUGGUACACUUCAGGGUAACAGUGAAUGGCAUCAAGAUUGCUUGGCUCAUUUACUUAAAUUACUCUGUCAACUUGGUGUGUCACCAAAUGAUAGACGACAAUUAGAUCAAUUUGAAGGACUAGGUUUUGAUCCUUAUUUUCGACCAAGAAAAUCACACAUUAAAAAACAAGCUAACCUUGUUGUGCCAAAACUUAACAAAGAAAUGUUAAAACUUAUGAAGAUAGAUUUGGUUAUACCUAGAUUGAUGAGUAUUUUAAAUGAGUUAUCAUAUCCUGGACACCCAAAAGAUAUAAAAACCGGUUUUUGGGGUCGAGCCCAAGUUAUUCAUUUCUUAAUGACUUUAGUUUUGUCAUGGUCGCAUAGCGUUAAUGGUAUUUGUGAAGCACUUUUAGAAUCUAAUCAGUUCUCCAUGUGGCUUUGCAAUCUUGUCCUUGAAGAUCCAGAUCCAUUAGUUAGACAUGAAAUAUGUGUUGCAUUAUAUCGACUUUGUGCUGUACCUCCCGCAAAUCGUACUGCUGCUACAUUACUUUUAUCCCAGUUAAUCAAGUUCCUAGAUAAGGCUGAAUGCAUGCAACCACAAAAUAUAAGAAAUGAAAAUUCAAUGAGGAUAACUGAUGAAGAUAAACUUAAUUAUGGACCAGCUUGCCGAGAUUAUUUUUGGCUUAUGUGUCGACUUGUUAAUUGCUUACCAAAUGACAUCAUUCAAGAAAGUAUUAAAUUUCCACCAAAAUGUAUUAUUGAUAUUGAAGCAUUGGCUAUACGUGUUUGGGAGUCAAUUGCAUCUAGAGAUUUUAUUGAAACACAUUAUAGUGGCCUUCAAGAUGAUGGUUUGAUUGGACUCUUAAAUUUAAUGUCAAAUAUACUAGGGCAUAAACCUCCUUUUAAAUUUAGUACACAGAGUCAUAAAGUUUUGGACACAGUUUUUGAGUUUUUGUUUGCUUUACCUGAUCCUCAGAAUCGACAGUUACCCAAAUGUAAAUCUGAAAGUGCUCGAUCUUCAGCUUAUGAUUUGUUAGUUGAAUUAGUAAAAGAAACUCCUCAAAACUAUGAAUAUUUAUACAAAAAAUUAUUAGAACAACACAGUAAUGAUUUGAAUCGCCUUCCAUAUUUAUGGGAUUAUUGGCCUCAUGAUGAUGGUCGGUCUAAUUGUGGAUAUGUUGGUUUAACAAAUCUUGGUGCUACUUGUUAUAUGGCUUCCUGUAUGCAGCAUUUAUUUAUGAUGCCACAAGCAAGACGAUCAAUACUUGAAGCAAAAUGUGAUGAGUCCAAUAAACAUGCAUCUAUAUUGGUUGAGCUUAAGCGAAUGUUUGCUUAUUUAUUGGAAAGCGAAAGAAAAACUUACAAUCCUCGUAGCUUUUGCAAAGUUUAUACAAUGGAUCAACAACUAUUGAACACUGGUGAGCAGAAGGAUAUGGCUGAAUUUUUUAUUGAUCUUGUAUCUAAGCUAGAAGAGAUGACACCUGAAUUAAAAACGCUUGUUAAAACCCUAUUUGGGGGUGUAAUUAGUAAUAAUGUUGUUUCAUUGGAUUGUGAUCAUGUAAGUAGAACUUUAGAAGAGUUUUAUACUGUAAGAUGUCAAGUUGCUGAUAUGAGAAAUUUAUACGAGUCUCUCGAUGAAGUUACAUUAAAAGAUACAUUAGAUGGAGAUAAUAUGUAUACAUGUUCUCAGUGUGAGAAGAAAGUUCGUGCAGAAAAAAGGGCUUGUUUCAAAAAAUUACCACAAAUUCUUUGUUUUAAUACAAUGAGAUAUACAUUUAACAUGGUGACUAUGAUGAAAGAAAAAGUGAAUACCCACUUUUCUUUUCCAAUGAUACUUGACAUGUCUGGGUAUGUUGAAAAACAUUUGAUGCCCCAGCAUUAUCUUGAAGAAAAAGAAAUGAGUGAAAAUAAAGGAACAGAGCGAUUGGAAGAAAAUUAUCAAUAUGAACUUAUUGGUGUCACAGUUCAUACAGGGACAGCAGAUGGUGGUCAUUAUUAUAGUUUUAUACGAAAUCGAGAACGUACUAAUAAGUCUCAAACUCCAAGUACUGAUCAAUGGUAUUUAUUUAAUGAUGCAGAAGUUAAAUUGUUUGAUGCUAGCCAAUUAGCAGCUGAAUGCUUUGGUGGAGAAAUGACAAGUAAAACCUAUGAUUCUGUAACAGACAAGUACAUGGACUUGAGUUUCGAAAAAACAAACAGUGCUUAUAUGUUGUUUUAUGAACUUGUCAAGCCAACUGAUCCAGAAAUUGAAGAACAUAAUAUUUCUAACGACAUAGAAAUAUGUCCACCAAUAAAAUUGAGUAGUGAAUUAGAAGGAUGGAUUUGGAGAGAUAAUAGACAAUUUUUACAAGAUAAAAAUAUAUUUGAAAGUGCUUAUUUUCAAUUCAUGUGGCAAAUAUGUGCGUUUAUUCCUCAAUCUUUAGAAGAUACGGAGGAACUAGCAGAACUUGCUACAAAAUUAACUUCAGCCUUUUUUUUGGAAACUUAUAUACAUGCUAAAGAACGAUCUACUAUAAUGCAAUGGACAGAAUUGUUAACUAAGCAGUUCAGUGCUUCACAAUCUGGUUCUGAAUGGUUUCUACAACAAAUGAGUGUUGAUGGAUGGUGGCCACUUAAAAUUUUUAUUAAAUGUCCAAAUCAAAUAAUACGACAGACAUUUCUUAAGUUAUGUAUGCAUGUUAUCCAACAAAUUAGGCCAUAUGUUUGUUUUUUCAAUAAUUCUUUUAUGAAUGAUGAUAAAAGUGAAUAUAUGAAACCAUGUGUAUCAUGUCUAACUUCAUUUAUCCGUACAGUAGUGUCUUUAAUGGAACAAAAUAUAAAAAAUUGUAUUCGUAAUAUGACUGAAUAUUUUGCGAUGUUACAUGAAUUUAGUAAAUUAGGAGAUGAAGAAAGUAAAUUUCUCAUAGCUAUUCAAUGUAUUACGACAGUUGUAAACUUUUACUUGGGAUUAAAAGGACAUGAAUUUAGUGAAAAUCCUAAUAAUAUUAAUGGAGGUGACUGUGAAGAAGAAGAAGAAGAUAUAAUUCCAAUAUCAACUGCAGAUCGAAACAAGCCACCUUUAUCUCUUGAAAAAUUAAUUGCUCUUGUUGUUUCAUUGGUUGAAAAAUCCAGAAAUAUUAGUGGUCAAUUAGAGUUAUCAGAUAAUGAUUUGUAUGUUCUACAAGGAAUGAAGGGUUUCCCAUUCAUAAUUCAACAAAUUAAAGAUAAUACAAAUUUACAUAUGACUAAGAAUCUUAUAUUUUCUCUUUGUCGGAAUGAUUCACCACAAAAGAAUGCUUUACUUGCCAAUGAAAUAAUCAGCCAAAUAUUAAAUGUUAUACAGAAAAAUGUUAAUAAUUCUGAAAUUACACAGCCAUUUUUCAAAAUGUUAACUUUACUAUCUGAAGGUAGUGUCAAUGGUAACGGUGGAUUACCAUCUUUUACUGAAUUUAUACUAAGGCUUUUGUGGCAGUCUACUGAAAAUGGGCCUCAAGUAGCAUUAGAAUGGCUUGGUCUCCAAGUGCCUCGUAAUAAGCAGGUAUCUGCUUGGGUUCUUAAUGGUAUGGACACAUGGGUUGAACGAUUUUUACUAUCACAUGGAAAUGCAAGAGUUCGCUCAGCUGCCAGUAUGUUAUUAGUAUCAUUGGUUCCAAAUACUCAAUUUCGACAAGCAUAUAGAUCAGCAAGGGGUAUGUGUACAUUACAAAAAGAAGUUUUACUAGCUUCAGAUGCAAAGGAAACACUGCAUGAAAUAUUCAAAUUUCUAUUAAAUCUCUUGAAAAUGGCUAAAGAGUAUACAGAUACAACUCAACACGGAUCAUCUAAACUAACUGCCUACUUUGUUUUGCUCAAUUAUUUUUUGAUAUCAAGAACAGAAAAAUUGAUGUUUGGACCACAUUUAGUUGAACUUUGGCAAUUAUUUCAUCCUAAACUUUCUGAACCAGCUAUUUCAGUACAUCAUAACAAACAAAGCUUAUUGAUGUUAUUCUAUAAUGUUUUGUCUGACUGUAUUGAAAAUGUGCAAAUACUUGUUCAGGAUCCAUACUUUGUGAAAAAUAUAGCAUUCAAUUAUAUUUUAGCUGAUCAUGAUGACCAAGAAGUGGUAAUUUUCAAUCGGACUAUGUUACCAGCAUAUUAUGGUCUAUUAAGAAUAUGCUGCCAACAUUCUAGAAUAUUUACUAGACAAUUAGCUGGGCAUCAAAAUAUAAGUUGGGCUUUUAAGAACAUUUCUCCUCACCCUACUCAAUAUGCAGCUGCUGUUGAUGAGUUGUUUAAACUAUUACAACUUUUUAUUAAAAAAUUUCCGGAUUCAACUGAUCAAGAAAUAGCUGAAAUAAACCAAUACAGAAAAGAAACAAUACAUUUAUAUGUUUCAAACUUAGAUGGAAAAGCUGGCUGGGGCACUUUAAUUCCAGUUGCCAAAAUUCUAUUGGAAAAUGAUGAAGAUAAAUUAUAUUUUAUUCAUAAUCGUGGUUUAGAAAUGUGUUUUGAAGGUUUUCAAACAUUACACAAUAUGUACCAUGAAGCUACUGCUUGCCACGUAACUGGUGACCUAAUUGAUAUGCUUGCUUUAAUUGUUGAUAUCACAAAGUGUUUACAAAAGACUCACGAACAGAACAAAUUGGCUGAGAAAGAAACUCCACGUACUAUAAUAUUGACAUAUAAAGAAUGGCCUGAUUUGUUAAGAAAAUUGGUUACGUUACUCAAUACAUACAAUCCUAAAGAAAUGAGACAAUCAGUAUUAGAUCUGCUAAAAGUACUUGUUGUAUUAAUGCCAAUUGAAGUUAUUAAUGUACUUCAACCAAUAUUGACACAUUGUCAUGCUGUUUGUAUGGACAGCAAUAAUGGUAUGCCCAUUGGUCCAUAUUUUCCUCGUCGCGGACAUAAAGUUCCAAUGCUUAGUUUGAAAUCAAAUACUAGGCCUGCUAGACCCAUGGUUCAAAUGGCUUUAACACAUAACCAAUUAGACAUAACUAAAGGCUGUGAUUCUCAUUACGAUGCAGAAUUAUCUGCAUUUUAUGCUCCAUAUCACGAUUUCAUUGAUGUGAUGUGCCGUACUGCUGUUAAUAAUGACUGUUUGACUGAACCUCUAGUAGCACUUAAUGCAAUGAUUGGAUAUGAAUCUAUUCCAUUGCAUCAUACUUAUUUUCCAAAGUUUUGGCUCGAUGUGCAUAAUAUGAAUGGGUCUAACUUACCAUACUUAAGAUUGUUAUCCAAAAAUAAUUACUUUGUGGAUUAUUUGGAGUCUACACUUAUUGAAGAACGUCUGAGUUUGAAUAAUGAUGUUAUAUAUGAUUUUGUUAGAACUUUUUUUCCUGAGAUGGCUGCUAGUGUACUAUCACAUCACACUUUUGAAUUAUUGGAAAGUGUUAUAUUUAAUUUGCCAAAUGACUUGGAAAAAUUGGGUGAAUUAGAAACUGAAAAAAGGAUGCUAUCUAAUCUAAGAGCUUUGAGAGUUUGCUCUUUAGUUAAACCUCCUGUGCAAGAACUUAAGGUAGUCUUAAGCAAUAUUAAAACGGAAGCUCAAAAACUAUUGGACAAAAUCUGUCCUUCAUCGUCAGGCAAAAAUGAUUUAGAUGAAACUGAUGAGAAAGAUGAAGAUGAACAGUUGUCAUUAUUACGUAGUAUUGAAACUACUGCUGCCGAAUUUAUAGAUGCCAUUCCUCUACCAAAACAUGAAAAUUUGCCUAGUGACUUGGAAGAUAAAGACAUUGCUGGGCCACCAGAUAAGACUUAAUACAGGUUUUUUUCUGUAGGUUUAAAAAACGCUGCUAGUCUUUCAAAACAAAACUGGAUUAUAAAUUUUUUUUUAAUGAAUUCAUGUUUUUUUUUUAUAAAAAAAAACAUUUAUUUGUGAUCUCCAAAAUGUUGCAAAGUUUUGUUUUUUUUUUUUUUUUUAUUAUUCAAUCGACUAUUUUGUAAAGCCAAUAUCUGUUGGAAUUCGUUAUUUUUAUCAAUUACUCUUGGAUUUUAUGUGGAUCAAUUUCAUCAUUUCCCUACUUUAAUUCUAUUCUAUAAUUGUUUA
Molecule: messenger RNA, 10292 nt
Organism: Diuraphis noxia (Russian wheat aphid)
Lineage: Eukaryota; Metazoa; Arthropoda; Insecta; Hemiptera; Aphididae
Gene: puf
Product: ubiquitinyl hydrolase 1 puf
Biological process (GO): protein deubiquitination
Cellular component (GO): cytosol; nucleus
Molecular function (GO): cysteine-type deubiquitinase activity
Source: RefSeq, a predicted model, not a curated record